AUGGCAUAUGCGAAAAAAAUAACUGCUUAUUUAGGAGAUAAACCUUUAAGUCCAAUGAAUAUAAAUGAUAAAAAAGUAACAUUUUAUCCAAUGGAUUAUAAGAUGUGUUUUAGAUUUUUAUUAAUUGAAACAUGUGAUUCAAAUUUAUUACAUGAAGGACUUAAAAGUCAAAACGUUCGAUAUAAAAUAUUAACAGAUCCAACUAAUAUAUAUUCGAAAGUAAAAGAAGGAUAUAGAAUAAUUGAAUCUGCUCCAAAAAUUUGUGAUAAAUGUAUAAUUAAUAGAGCAAAUUUAAAAUUAUGUUCUAAAUGUUCUAAAGAAAAACUUUGUUAUGAUUUUUGUAAUUUAAAAUGUGGAAGAUGGUAUUCACCUGAUGAGUGGUUUAUUUUUUGUGUAGAUUUUGAUCAAAUGAUAAAUUGUGUUAUUAUAUUAAGAGAACCUGAUCCAAGUAUUAUUAUGGAUUUAAAAAGAAUGCAAGAAGAUGAUAAGGAUAAAUAUGUUGAUAUUCGUAGUAAUCGUGAAAAUG
Messenger RNA from Funneliformis caledonium, 526 nucleotides. Lineage: Eukaryota; Fungi; Glomeromycota; Glomeromycetes; Glomerales; Glomeraceae. The record is from the annotation of a GenBank genome assembly.